CAGCUCGUCAACCUAAUCGAAUACACUAUGCUGAAGCUGUCCAGCGAUUGUUUGUCAUUGUAUUAGAUGAUAAUUUGUAAGCGGUUGCACAAACAGCUGUAGGACAAAACGAUGUCCUUCCCACAUUUAGUUACUCAUACAAUUUCUCAUAAACAGGCGAUAUGCUCGUUGUACAAGCGCGCUCUACGAAACCUCGAAUGCUGGUAUCGUGAUAGGCCUAAUUACAGAUUCCAUGCAUGUUUGUUGCGUCGUGACUUCGAUAAAAACAGGGACAUCACGGAUUUUCGUAAAGCGAAAGAGUUAUUAGAUGCCGGUGAGCGGGAACUCUGGCUUAAGCAGCAUUAUCUGCCCAAAAAAUUUCCAAAUUCUCCUGGAGGUGUUGCUUCCGAACGUUACAUCCAACCUCCUGAUUGGGUACUAGAUUAUUGGCAUCCGCUGGAGAAGGCUCAAUACCCGAAGUAUUUCGCCACAAGGGAAAAGCGGAAACUGGAGUACAUUGAAAUGUAUGAAAAAUACCUAAAGCAAUCGAAGCUCGAGUCAGGAAAGGGGCACUAGUUACGAAUACUUGCUCGUAUAAUAAUUUUUUUAGCGAGGAAAAUUCUCAUGUUCAUGAGUAACUAGGUUUCGUCAUUUAAUGGGUUAGCUAAGGCAGAAACAGACGAGGAGCAUUGAGAAAAUAAAGUCUAGGUGAUUUUAGUUCCUAAAACGUUUUGUUCUCUAUACACCUGUGUGAAUGGUCUUAGACCAGUAUCUUCAUGUCUACAAAAAAAAAGUAGAACCGUUGAUGACUUCAUUUCUGAAAAAAACAGCUGACCUAAGAAGCGUAGUGUUGAGACGACCAAAUUCAAAGUCUUGAAAAUACAAUAGUGGCUUAAAGGAUAAGAGCAGAGUAAGAAAACCUUCGGUUGAAUUACGAGGAUAUUCCAAGACAUGUCUAUCCUUAUCCUUACUCAAGAGCCACCGUAUUUUAAGUUAGUAACCUCACAACAUAGCCAUUUGCUACUCACCUAUACCACCUAUCACCAAUGUGACUGAAUUGUAAUUGUGUUAGACAUAUUGGCAUGAUGAUCAGAUAUGUCUAAGAUGGUGACAGAUGCCUCAGCAUUACAUUUGUCUGGGACACUGGAUAACGGAAAUUAAAACUGAAUAAUUAAUUAUUAGUCCCAAUGUUACUGCCUCUGGCCUAAAAAGGCAUGCAUCCAUGAACGGCGGCAGAGAACAGUAACCUUUCUAGAAGGCG
Varroa destructor (honeybee mite) is the source of this 1240-nucleotide messenger RNA. It is a transcript of the gene ND-B22, whose product is annotated as NADH dehydrogenase (ubiquinone) B22 subunit. NCBI's taxonomy places the organism in Eukaryota, Metazoa, Arthropoda, Arachnida, Mesostigmata, Varroidae. Gene Ontology annotation, cellular component: respiratory chain complex I. The record is from RefSeq and is a predicted model, not a curated record. Gene Ontology annotation, biological process: mitochondrial electron transport, NADH to ubiquinone.